AUGUUGUCAGCUGAGCAGGUUGCCUUCUUCAAGGCGAAUGGCUAUCUCAUUGUUCGAGAUAUCCUCAACGAUGCCGAGACUGCUGAAGUACAGAAGUGGGCGCAGGAGGUGCACGACUGGACGCCAACUGCUGACUCUCAAUUUAUGCCUUACGAGGAGAUAAAUUCUCGUGGAGAGACGGUUCUUUGCCGUACAGAAAACUACGCCGAUAGCCACGAGGGGUUCAAUGGACUACUCCGCGGCGAAAGGCUCUUGGGGAUUCUGGAAGAGCUUUCAGGAGAGCCCAUGUAUCUUUUCAAGGAAAAGAUUAAUUAUAAGCUCGCAGGAAGUGGUGGAUUUGCGCCGCACAUUGAUGCCGUGGCUUACAAUCACAUUAAAGAUGUGAAGCAUCUCACUAUCUUGCUUGCUGUUGACAAAUCGACUCUCAACAACGGAGGCCUGGAGGUUGUUGAUGCUAGCCACAACAUGGAUAUUCCCCUCAAUGUUGAAGAUCACUGCAUCACCAAUGAGUGGGUUGACUCUCAUGAGUGGAAGCCCGUUGAGCUCGAGCCCGGCCAGCUGCUCAUUUUUACUUCAUACCUGGCUCACCGCAGUGGACCUAACCACAGCAAUGAGAACCGCAAGGCGCUCUACGCUACGUAUAACCGUGCCAGCGAAGGUGAUUUGCAUCAAGAUUACUACGAACUGAGGAAGAAAGAGUGGCCCGCAACUCACAUGCGUAAGGAGGGAGAGGCGUAUGAAGAUGGAGCCUUGAGAUACGCGUUCGGUUCGCCGAUGCUGAGCGUUGAUGCCGGCCGUCAGCUGGCUUUCUAG
Molecule: messenger RNA, 813 nt
Organism: Trichoderma breve
Lineage: Eukaryota; Fungi; Ascomycota; Sordariomycetes; Hypocreales; Hypocreaceae
Product: phytanoyl-CoA dioxygenase (PhyH) domain-containing protein
Exons: 4
Coding region: 1-813 (270 amino acids)
Source: RefSeq, a predicted model, not a curated record